UCCACUUUACUCACCCACUUUAACAAAAAGCAAAACUCACUCCCAAUACAAAAUAAAUCUAAACCACCUAAAUCCAAAUCCAACGGCCCAAAUCCUCCAAAACCCUCUCUAAAUUAUAAUAAAAAACCUAAUUUCAUUUUCUCAUCAAAAAUUUCCUAAUUUAUUUAUUUAUUCAAUUCCCUCAAAAAAAAGAAAAAAUCCCUAAAAAAAACUUCAAUCUCUCUCUAAUGGAACCGAAUGAACAAAGCGGACUAACCUCUUACUACCACCCACAUCAACACCCUCACCCACAACAACACCAACAUCAACAACAACCCUCCUCCACUCUCUCUCCUCCACACACCACUUCCUCCGCUGCCACUAACGCCGGUGGGAAUUCACCCGCCACCAAUGGAAUGUCCGAUGGCACCGCUGGCGCACUUUAUCCGCAAACAUUAGCCGGAAAAGCGCCAGCGACGUCGGAGCCUCAGCGGCGCAAAAGAGGACGGCCAAGAAAAUACGGAACCCCUGAGGCGGCUGCCGCCGCAAAGAGAGCGGCGGUUCCUUCAAUUAAGCGGAAAGAACAACCCCACCACUUUAUCCCUGGGUCUUCUUCUCACUCCUCAUCUGCUUCUUCUAAAAAAUCUAAUUUUGUUUCUCUGGGUGGUCAGGGUUUUACUCCUCAUGUCAUCAAUGUGGCUGCUGGAGAGGAUGUUGGCCAGAAAAUUAUGUUAUUCAUGCAACAAACAAGACGGGAAUUAUGCAUCUUGUCUGCUUCUGGUUCAAUCUCCAAUGCAUCUCUUCGACAGCCAGCCAUAUCUGGAGGCAGUAUUGCGUAUGAGGGACGUUAUGACAUCAUUUCGCUUACUGGAUCUUUUGUGCGCUCAGAUAUUGGAGUAAAGGCAGGUGGCCUUAGUGCAUGCCUUUCCUCUACAAACGGACAAAUUGUUGGAGGGGGUGUAGGUGGUCCUCUAAUCGCUGCAGGCCCUGUGGAGGUUAUUGUAGCUACCUUUCUGAUGGACCCCAAGAAAGAUUCUAGUACUGUCUUCAAAGGGGACAUGUCUACAAGUACAAUGCCAUCACCAGUUUCAGCAUCAACUGCAGUUUACAGACCCGUAGUUGAAUCUUCCGGAGGAUUUACAGUGGCCACUGAUCAGAAUAUGGAUGGAAGUCCUUUUAUGAUGCAAAAUCAGUGGAGAAGUGGAAUUAGUUAUGAUUUGGGAGGAAAUACUGGCCACAGCUCACAUGAUUCGCCUGAAAAUGGAGAUUAUGAGCAGAUGCCCGACUAGAUGAUGUUGGCUUUAUUUGGUUACCAGUCAUUUUAAUCACAGGCUUUUCCCAUUGUUCAUGAGUUGCUUUAUUAGGUUAAGUUAGAUAUAUAUUUCCUAUUCAUAUGGACUACAGUUAGAGAUACAUGUACAGCUGACUUACAGUCUUUCACUCCUUUUACUCUUGAUUUCUGAAGAAGCUCACGUUCCAGAGCUUUGACCUUGACAUUAGCGAUUUGUUAUGCCAUUCACAUUUUUAUGCCUGUGCAUUUUUCCAUAUAUGCAAGACGAUCCUUUGUUUUUUUUCA
Spinacia oleracea (spinach) is the source of this 1555-nucleotide messenger RNA. RefSeq names its product AT-hook motif nuclear-localized protein 14. The coding region runs from base 228 to 1268 and encodes 346 amino acids. NCBI's taxonomy places the organism in Eukaryota, Viridiplantae, Streptophyta, Magnoliopsida, Caryophyllales, Amaranthaceae. Gene Ontology annotation, molecular function: minor groove of adenine-thymine-rich DNA binding. The record is from RefSeq and is a predicted model, not a curated record. The transcript is spliced from 6 exons.